This is a messenger RNA of Mastomys coucha (southern multimammate mouse), 1412 nucleotides long. RefSeq names its product WD repeat domain 38 (gene Wdr38). The coding region runs from base 314 to 1213 and encodes 299 amino acids. The transcript has 10 exons. The record is from RefSeq and is a predicted model, not a curated record. Gene Ontology annotation, molecular function: protein binding. NCBI's taxonomy places the organism in Eukaryota, Metazoa, Chordata, Mammalia, Rodentia, Muridae.
UGCCCAACAUCCAUCCCUGCACACUAUGGUCUGGUUGGGGAGCUGGCAGGCUUGUUCUGUCAUGGAGGAACUAAGUCACUUGUCCAUGCCUCAUCCCCUUGGGAGCCUGUUUCUCAGAGGUACCAGAAAUAAGGGACCUCAGACAUCUGCUGUGAGCGCUCUGAUAAUUAAUGAGCGAAGGGACCAAAUCCAGGACCAGCACCACUCUCUGCCUCUGGACCUCAGUUCUCUCACCUGUAAAGGAACCGAGGCCCCUCCGACGGGACUGGUGCCCGCUUAGGAGGGUGCCCUCCCGGUUCUGGAACGGGCGCCCAUGAGCAUCAGGGCCCCAAGAAAAUUGGCCGUGGGCAGAGUGAGGUUCUACGGUCAACACCACGGGGAGGUCAACUGCUCUGCCUUCUCCCCUGAUGGCCGGACCCUGCUCACAGCCUCAGAUGAUGGUUGUGUGUAUGUAUGGGGGACGAAGAAUGGGCGACUGCUGUGGAGACUGGCAGGCCACAGAGGCCCAGUUAAGUCUUGCAGUUUCUCUCCUGAUGGCCGCCUCGUUGCCAGCUCCUCCUGUGACCGCACCACCCGCUUGUGGGAUGUGGCAAGAUCCAAGUGUCUACAUGUGCUGAAAGGUCACCAGAGGAGUGUAGAAACCAUCAGCUUCAGCCCUGACUCAAAGCUGCUGGCAUCAGGUGGCUGGGACAAGAAAGUGAUUGUCUGGGAAGUGCAGUCGGGUUGCAACGUGCACCUCUUGGUUGGGCAUUGUGAUUCCAUCCAGAGCAGUGACUUCUCUCCAACCUCGGAUUCUCUGGCCACUGGUUCCUGGGACUCGACUGUGCAUAUAUGGGACUUGCGGGCAUCAACCCCAGCUGUGUCCUACCACAAUUUGGAGGGCCACACUGGCAACAUCAGCUGCUUGCGCUACUCAGCAUCUGGUCUCUUGGCAUCUGGCUCCUGGGACAAGACCAUCCGUAUAUGGAAGCCUACAACCAACAAUCUGCUUCUUCAGCUCAGGGGCCAUACCACCUGGGUGAAUAGCUUAGCCUUUUCUCCCGAUGAACUAAAGUUGGCCAGUGCUGGUUACUCUCGUGCGGUGAAAGUCUGGGACUGCCUCACAGGAAAAUGCCUCGAGACCCUAAAGGGCAAGCUGGAUGUGGCCCAUGCCUGCAUUUUCACCCCAGAUGGCAAACUCUUAGUGUCAGGGGCUGCUGAUGUGACAAGAUGACAAGUCUGCUCAAAGUCAAGAACCUCUUCCAUGUAGCUUACCCACGGGCCUAAGGUAACUAAGAACGCAGCCACUAGAUCUGUGGCAGGGACUACUCUACCCCAUCCCAUAAGGCUGUCAUCUGCUAUAGGCACGAGGUGACCUGUUUCCCACCUCGUCCCAAGGCCCCAGGUGGCCAGUGUAAAACAGAAGCAGAAAU